CCCAAAAUUUUAAAUUUUGAUGCCAACUUUCCAGUUAAAGAAAUCUGCAACGAAUGAUGUCACCGAGUGAUCCAAACUCUGUAAUUUUUCACUUAGAAAGAAGAUUAAUGUUGGAUGACAGGAUGAGGGAAGUUCCAUCUAUUUAAAGUCCCAAUAUAUGUUUCACCGAAAACGUGUCACUCAUUGGCCAUGCUCCUGCUGCCACCUCUGCAUUUCCGCAACUGCUUUUGAUAGGAACAAGCACUGCACACAUCCACUCUCACUCCUCUCUCCUCUCUCUCUCUCUCUCUCUAAGCUCAAGUCGCACCCUCUGCGCCCUGCUGCGAUGGUAGGAACUCAAAAAUAAGUUACAUCAUGUCUUGCAAACUGUGACAGACUAAUUGAUUAGAAAAGGCACUAAUACCGGUCGAUGUGAUGGCAUUGCUUUCUGAGUUAAUAACUAUCACAAUAAUCUUGGUGACUCGGCCUUUCUCGCUUUUGAAGCUCUUAUGCUUGUUUGGCAUAAAGACUACUUUUAUUGUCAUUCAUGCAUGGUUGGAUUUGUUGAGGGCAGCAGUCUGCUUCCAUGUGAACAUAUUCUGGAGAAUCAUGAUAUGGACAUUGGCACUUAUAUCCCUGCCCGGGCGUGUUUUGACUGCCUUACAGAGGGAGAGGCAGCUGGAAAAACAUUUACACGAUAUGCAAAUUGAGUUGGAGAAUCUCGAAUGGGAUAGAAAAGAACUUCAGGAGCAUCUAAUUACAGCCAUUAAAGAACAAAGAAUGAUGGAGUUGAUAUUAGCAGAACUUGAAGAGGAACAUGACAAGGCCGUUGCCAAAAUUGAUCUGCUAGUGAGCAAGUUACACGAUCUGAAAACUGAAAAUCUGCGGCUAAAAGAAAUUCAGGGCAAAGGAUGGAACGACAAAGGUCGAGAUCAAACAGGCAAUGCCCAGAGUACAGCCAUUGGGAUCCCAUCAUGGAAAUCCCGUUAUGAUGGAAGUGAAUUCAUCCGUCAAGACCUUCUGAUGCACAAAGAUAUAUGGGGGGACGAAAGCAAAACUAAUAUGGAGUUGCUCAAAACCUUAAGAAAUGAACCAGUAUCCAGUGGACCUAUACAUCCUGUUAUGCCUGAAAUCAGCCUCAGAAAUUUAGAUAUGAGUGAAGUUUUUUACCAGCGAAGGGGUAUUGCAAUCAAACAGAGUCUUUUCAGUGCAGUGUUAUCAGUUUUGGUUGGGAUUAUCAUUUGGCAAGCGGAAGACCCUUGCAUGCCCCUUGUCGUGGCUCUUUUCUCCGUGGUUGGUAUGUCACUCAAGAGCGUGGUUCAGUUUUUCUCGACCAUAAGGAAUAGACCUGCUACGGACGCUGUUGCUCUCUUAAGCUUCAACUGGUUCAUACUUGGAACACUUACCUACCCGACAUUACCGAAGGCUGCGCAUAUGGUGGCUCCAUUGGCAUUAAAUUUUGUCGACCGAGCGUUGUGCUGGCUUGGUUUCUCUUUUUCCCUAGCUUAAGUCUGUCUCUCCUUUUCAUACACUUGCAUGUACUAUAUAGCCCUUGGAAUACGACGAUGGUCUUUUGUAUAUAAUCGUUUUGAGAGCUUGUAUGUUGAAAGAUUGCUCUACAGUAUUUGAUUUUAUCUUGCUCA
Molecule: messenger RNA, 1622 nt
Organism: Pyrus x bretschneideri (Chinese white pear)
Lineage: Eukaryota; Viridiplantae; Streptophyta; Magnoliopsida; Rosales; Rosaceae
Exons: 4
Coding region: 415-1488 (357 amino acids)
Source: RefSeq, a predicted model, not a curated record